AUGGAUAAAGAGGGUGUGAACAAAGAGACAGAGGGAAAGAGAGAAAAAGAGAGAAAGAGAGGAGGCGAGAAGAACACAGUUGGGGCCCCCGCUGUAAACGCCCUGACGGAAUUGGCGUCACCUAAAGAGGGUUUACGUGAUAUUAGUGACUUAAAAGUCCUAGGUAGAUGGAUUAAUCGACAAUGCGGAGUAACGACCAUGUGA
Messenger RNA from Paraglomus occultum, 204 nucleotides. Lineage: Eukaryota; Fungi; Glomeromycota; Glomeromycetes; Paraglomerales; Paraglomeraceae. The record is from the annotation of a GenBank genome assembly.